Cheilinus undulatus (humphead wrasse) is the source of this 2595-nucleotide messenger RNA. RefSeq names its product coiled-coil domain containing 173 (gene cfap210). The coding region runs from base 69 to 1721 and encodes 550 amino acids. NCBI's taxonomy places the organism in Eukaryota, Metazoa, Chordata, Actinopteri, Labriformes, Labridae. The record is from RefSeq and is a predicted model, not a curated record. The transcript is spliced from 9 exons.
UCCUAAAAAUUCAUAUUAAUAAUAUUUUGUUUGUUGUAUUUGUUAAUUCUUUUAAAGGUGUAACUGAAAUGCAGAUGGCGUCGGUGGUUCAGCACGGUCGACGAAGAGGUUCCAGUAGGAGAGUGGUUUCAGCGGAUGAUGCCAACAAAAUAAUCCCGCCUGUAGACCUCAGUGAAGUCGCCGUUUUAUCCAAGGCUGAUUGGCUGAGGAUUCAGGAUGAACUGAACAGGGUUAACAAAGAGAAGGAGCGUUUGAGAGAGGAGGCAAAAGAAAGAGAAAAACUCCAUGUGAAAUCAAAGGAAGUGGUUAAGAUGUGGUCCAACACCAUCGCUGGUCAAAGGCAGAAAAAGCUGGAGGCGAAGAAGAUCCGGGAUCAGAUUGAGGAGGAGAAAAGGAAACAGAUUGAUAAAGAAGAAGCUGAAUAUAGAGCACAGAAGAGGAAAGAGGCUGUCGAAAAAGCCAAGAUGGAGCUUUAUUAUCAAACAGACCGAGUUAAAGGAUUACACCGUGCACUGCUGUUGACAGAGGUGCUGAAAGAGAGGGAGGCUCAGAUUGAACUAAAGCAGAAAAUCCAGAGCGCAUCCAAAGAUGUGGAUAGAAAAUACACAGAUAUGGUGAAGACUAGAGAGGAGGAGGCCUCGAGAAAAGACCAGGAGAGAGGACUGGAGAAAAAGCGGGAGAGGCGGGCUGUCGCAGAGGAACUGAAAAACCAGAUCAAAGAAAACAAACAAAUGAGAGAGCGAGAGAAAGUUGAAGUCAUGAAGGAAGGAGAGGAAAUCCAACAGCUUCAGGAGCUCUAUCAGCAGGAGCAAAGGAUGGAGGAGGAAAGACAAAAACAGCAGAAGAAAGACCUCAUGCUAGCUAAUCUGGAAUAUCUCUCUACUAGGGAUCUUAUUAAAGCAGCUGAUGCACAAAAACAAGCAGCUGAAGAGAAGCAAAGGAAGCUUUUUCUCUCUGCAAAACAAAAAAUGAUGAAGCUGCGGAAAGACAAAGAAAAGGAAUUAUUUGAUGAGGCUCAGGCACACAGGGAGAAGAUCAUGGACAAACUGACGGUCAGACAGCAGGAGCAAACAGUCAGUGAGGAGCAGAGGAUCGCAAAGGCUGUCGCAGAACAGGAGGCGAAGCGAGCACAACAGCAGCGGGAGGAGUAUGAAACAAAGGCGACGAUGCUGAGGUCAAUGGCCGAACACAGAGAACUGAUGAUCCAAGAAAAGAAGCAGAAGGAGCAAAAAGAAGAGCAGAUCAGAAGAGAAACACUUGAAGCCAAGAAAGAAGCAGACAGAAUAUUCUCCGAGAAACAGCGUCUGAAGGCUCAGAAAAUCAAAGAAGACCGGAGAAAACUACAGGAUUUCUAUGCAACACAAGUGGCUGAAAAAACAGCAAAACAACAGCAGUUAAGAAAGGACGACUACGGUUACGAAGUGAAGAACACAGAACUCCUGAUUGAAGAUGAGAGCAGGUUUCAGCAGUACUCACAGCAGGUCAUAGAGGCAGCAGCAGAGGCUCAGAGGAAUGUGUUUCCACUCUGCAAAGCUGCACGAGAGGGGAUCGGAGGAGGGCUCGGCCCCGUGUUUAACGGAGUCAGGCCGAGCUACCUUGUUCAGGACUGCACUGGUGCUCAGAUGCCUAAAUAUGUCUCUGGUGUUACACAGAACAUUAAAAAGCUCAGUGAGACGGUAGAUAUUCAAGAUGCUAAGAGAAGACUCGGGUUUACCUGGUAAAAGGUCUCUGAGGUUUUAAUUGUGGUUUUUAUGACCAUAUCCCAGAAAUUUCCAGACAUAAGGGGGUCUUUAGCUUUUCUUAGACACGAGAAGGGGGGAAGGUUGAUAUAUAGUAAUAUUUAAUACAAUAUGUCCCUAACUGAUCACUCAGUAAAAUGGUCUUUGUAUGUUUGAAACUCAGUGUAUAAUCAACUCAUCUGGGCUAAAACUUCAACUUUAGCUCACACCAAACCUAAUGAUUUAUCACCCCUUCAUUAAAGGAAUGUACCUGGAUGCAUGUUAUUGAUGUUACCAACAUUGAUUACAUCAUUUUUGGGUUAUCAGAUUAUGUAAAGGUCCAGUAUUUAUUCUUUUUUUUUUUAUGUUGUAACAUAAAAUAAUUGUGUCUGUGUACUAUACUACAAGCAAGCAGACAAUCAUCACUCUCGUCAACUGACUGAUCGUCAACUGGAGUCACCCAUGUCCCCAGAACACGAUUAAAGGUCACAUAUUUUACCCUUUUAAAUUAAGUUUAAAUUGGUUUCAGUGGUCCGCAAAACAUGACUGUGAAGGUUGUUGCUAAAAAAACACUCCAGUAUUUAAUUUUUGCAUGUCUAAAAAAAACCCCUCUGUUUCAUAAUCUGACAUGCCAGAUGGAUUUGUUUCACACAUCCUUCUGAUAAACCUUCUAUAGACAGCAUUUGGAAAAGGGCCGAGCCAUUGAAAAAACAAACUCUGAGGGUGACUGGAUGAACGUUCUGUCUCAUUUUUAUAGGCCAAUCAGAGCAACAAAACAUGGCAUCGUAGUUCCUAACUGAGAUGCGUCGCCACAACAAACUCCAUAGAUAGCUUCAUAAUGCGAACCAUGGCGACUGUAACAUGUCAGUACACAACU